AUGGAGGCGCGGGAGCCGCUGCAGAAUCUGUGCGGCGCUCUGCGUGCGGUGUUGGCCCGGGUCCGAGAGGGCGAACCGGGCGAGGGCCGCGAGCCGUUCGAGCUGCCGCGCUUCUGGGACGCGCUAGGUCAGACAUUCAAAGUAACAUCACAGGAAGCUACAAAGCUGAGUCUGGCAUUCUCAAGGCCUCCACUGACUUCUGCAGAGGAUUGCCGGAAGCUGAGUGAAGAUGUCCAAAAUGCUAUUCUUGCAGUUGCCACAGUGUACUACUGGCUCCCCAAGGGCCAAGGUACUACUCUUCGGAAGAUGGUACGAGAUGCUACCACUGACGUAGUGGAAGGAAUGAUCCAACUCACAGAAACAAUUCUCAGUGCUCCAUUGGAGAGCUUGUCUCAGGAACAGCUUAUAUCAACUGGUGGUGUGUGGGAGGCAUGUGAGCAAGUGUCCAACCUGCCACGAGAUAACCAGGCAGCAGUUGCGUCAGCUCUGGCUGCAUGUCUAGGUGUGGUCAAGGAUGCUCUGGAGGAGAUGGAACAUGCUUUGGCAGAAGGGCAAGACCCCUACAGUGACAUUAUGGAAGAUGAAGAGCUGGGCUUUCGCGGCAACAGAGAUACGUAUUGGUCAGAAGCUGACCGGAAGCUGCUUAGCUCCUGCAUGGGGUUAAUGAAGGCUUCUAAAGCUUGCCUGAAGAAGGUCUUGGGUGUAGUGAAGGCUUACGGCAAAGCUGAUUCUCCAGAGCAGAUCGCUCAGCUGGAUGAUCUUGCAGACAUUGCUAAUGAGAUCAGUCCAAGUGUUGAUGAGCUGGCACUGAGCAUGUAUCCACCUAUGAACCAGUUGGCUGUGCGACUCAAUGCUGCUAAGUUGGCCUCGGUAUUAAAGAAAGUCUUAGAGAUUACAAAGACAAGCCAUGUAUGUCCACCAUCAGAGGAAGGCUGGGUGCAGUUUCUAACUGGUGCAGUAGAUCACAACAUGAACAAAAUCAAGAACUUCACACAGGGUCAACUUUAGCUCUUCCAUGUCUACAUGUGUUGCUGCCAUUGGCUCUGGCAUAUGCUUUUCCAAUGAAUCUUGCCGUUCUCCAGCUACUGGGAGAACGAUGAGAACAGUGUUUUUAGGAGAGAACUUUACUGCCACUUGGUAAAACUUUCCUAGAAGUUGCUCUUUGCCAUUGCAGAAGGUGUCAUUUUGCUUGGAUUCCUGGGAUGGUGUGGUGCUGCAUCUUAAUGCUGUGAAUGUGCCCCAUUCUUCAGAAAUUAAAACUACUGUGGGGUUCAAAGAACAAUAAAAUACUGCUAGAUUUGCAUGAGUGGCUUUAUCUGUUUUCGGGUGGCAGAAGAUAUAUACAGAAGGAAAGGGUCUUGCUUCUUUUGCAAGCAGCCCGAUGAACCAUUAAAAAACAUGCAGCACUGCUGCUAUUUCCUAUCUCUUAGAGAAGAGUGAACUAUCUUUCUCUUUCCUAUUUCCUUAGAAAGUAGAGGGUAUUAUUUACUAUUUUACCAAUGUCAAGGCUCUUUAGGGGGAUAAGAGUAUAUCUCUAGAGAAAUGCUGUAUCUAUCAUCACAUUAAAGUUCUAGGCUAUCCUUUUUUGCCAUGGGUAGGGAAAAAUGACUAAGCAGUUGUGGGUUCAGCACAUACACAUAGUGAGAAGUGCAGCAUCUGCUUGUGCAUUUAGCCCAUCUUUGUCAUAGCAAGGUUCAACUUACAAAACUGGAGAAUGGGCAUAGUGGCACAUGGGAGAGAGUUGACUUUGUACAAAUAAUCAAAGUCAGACAUGGUUUUAAAUGUAACUUUAAUUAAACUGCUAACAUCUAUGCUUGCCUAAGAUCAAGGCACAGAUCAUGACCA
Messenger RNA from Gavia stellata (red-throated loon), 1845 nucleotides. RefSeq names its product cyclin D1 binding protein 1 (gene CCNDBP1). Bases 1 to 1008 code for a protein of 335 amino acids. Gene Ontology annotation, biological process: regulation of cell cycle. Gene Ontology annotation, cellular component: nucleus. The record is from RefSeq and is a predicted model, not a curated record. The transcript has 11 exons. NCBI's taxonomy places the organism in Eukaryota, Metazoa, Chordata, Aves, Gaviiformes, Gaviidae.